CCCCAGCGCAUGUAAUAGUGGCGAGUCAUACCGUCGUCGGGAUGUUUUGCCGUCUAGUCUAUUUACGCCUUUAAGUAGACGCUGUAAGCUGCGUUGCGAGGUUUGCUUCAUACGUUUGGUUCCGUAGAGUUUCAUUAAAGCCUCUCAUCCUCAAAAGCCCCCUCGAACCCUCAACAUGGCGGAUAUUUCAACGACGCUCCCAUUGACACGCUCGUCGGUCGUGGCAGCCCACGAUGUGGUCAGGCCACAUGUCCACAGGACACCGGUCAUGAUGAACCGCACAAUCAACAGCAUUGCCUCAACACCGCAGACUUCGCUAGAGGGCACGAGAUGGGAAGGACGCACGCCUGCCAAACCCAAGUUGAGGCUAUGGUUCAAGUGCGAGAACUUGCAAAGGAUCGGCGCCUUCAAGGCCCGUGGCGCGUUUCAUGCGAUCGCGAGACUGAAGCAGGACAAGCAAUGGGUUGAGAGCGGCGGUAUGGAAAAAGGUGUCUGCACACAUAGCUCAGGUAAUCACGCCCAGGCUCUCGCACUGGCCGCCAAGGAGAACGGGAUACCUGCGUACAUCGUCAUGCCGGAGAUCACGAUACCCCAGAAGAGAGCCGCGACCAAGGGCUACGGUGCCAAGGUGAUUGACUCUGGCAGCACGGCUGCGGAGCGCGAGGCUGUGGCCGACAAGGUCAUGACAGAGACUGGUGCCAGGCUCGUGCCCCCCUAUGAUCAUCCUGAUAUCAUACUAGGACAGGGAACUCUGGGCCUCGAGCUGCAGGAGCAGGUUGCGGAGACGAUGGCCAAGGGCGAGGGAGCUGCCAUGGACGGCUUCAGGGCGGAGGACACCCGUCACGACUUCAAGGGAAAGAAGGGCCUCGAUGCCGUCGUCGCGCCCUGCGGUGGCGGCGGCAUGCUGUCCGGCGUUGCACUCAGCUGCGAGGGCACGGGCAUCAAGGUCUUUGGCGCCGAGCCGUCUUUCCAAGGGGCAGACGACGCCAAGAGAGGAUUCGAGUCUGGGACGCGCGUGACCGGCGUCUCGACCAUGACGAUCGCGGACGGACUGCGCACCAACCUCGGCGUGUACCCUUGGAAGGUAGUCUACGAAAUGAAGCUGGUCAAUGGAUUCUACAGCGUGACGGAGGAGGAGAUCAAGGCCGCCAUGCUGCUGGUGCUGGAGAGGUUCAAGAUGGUGGUGGAGCCGAGUGCGUGCGUGCCCCUGGCCGUGGCCCUCUUUGACGAGGACUUUCGGUCCAUGGUAGAACGUGAGGCUGGUGAGGACGGCUGGGACGUUGGGCUGGUGUUUUCAGGAGGCAAUGUCGGUGCUGAUGCCAUUGGCAGGCUUUUUGGAUGAGAGACAUAGUGUAUAGAGGGUUGGUCUAAGAAACAUCAUCAUAGGGGGUAGAAGCGAGGUUUUCAUUCCAUAGAUUCACGAUGCACUUUCAAUCAGAUAAUCAGCCAGUCAAGAGAGAAUCGAAUUAGUGGCAUGAAAUUAAAAAUCAAAACAUGAAAAAAGAAAAAAAGGAAAAAGCUAGCUUGGAAGACCGCGAAAAGGCAAAAGAAGAACCUCCCCCGCACAGGAUCGAACUGUGGAUCUCCCGAUUAUGUGUAGCAAUUGAUGCUUAACAGUCGGACGCCUUAGCCAGCUGGGCCACAGGGGAUGUUAUUCGAGAAUUCC
Molecule: messenger RNA, 1666 nt
Organism: Emericellopsis atlantica
Lineage: Eukaryota; Fungi; Ascomycota; Sordariomycetes; Hypocreales; Bionectriaceae
Product: threonine dehydratase catabolic
Exons: 2
Coding region: 176-1342 (388 amino acids)
Biological process (GO): D-serine biosynthetic process; pyruvate biosynthetic process; L-serine metabolic process
Molecular function (GO): D-serine ammonia-lyase activity; pyridoxal phosphate binding; threonine racemase activity
Source: RefSeq, a predicted model, not a curated record